CAAUUAGGUCCCUCACCGGUGGACUACGAGAAAAAUACCAAUAGAUUAAACAAGUGGUUCAGAUUUAUUUAAAUUAAAAGUGGGAACAUGUAGAGCUGCUCACAUUCAAUCAGAUCCUCUAAUAGUUUCACACCUUAUGUACGAUUCGUGUAGUAUUCUUGGUUUAUAAUCAGAUAACUGCUCUUCCCCUCAAACCAUCAAAUUUGAAAACCAAACUAUAUGAACCCUAAAAUUAAAAAUUAAAAUCUUCUUCUUCUUCAAACACCAGUUCCCUCUUUUCAGUCCAAGAUCAAACUACAAAUCAAAAUCAUCAAAUUGAAAGCUCUCACUUGCGGCGUUUGGUGAAGUGAGGGAGUCGACGUCAUCUCUGAUUCUUUACUUAGCCACUCAGACUCGGGCAAUAGAAAAGGAGCAUCGGUACAUUUAACUGAACAGUGAAAGGUGACAUUUUUGUUUGAACGUGUUUGAGAUGGAAAAUAAUGUUGAAGAGAAUAUGCAGAUGGAUGAAUCUGUUGCAUCCGUGGAGGGACUAGAAGGCUUGUCAACUGGGGUAACUGACGAAGCAACAUUUGAGAUUGAUGACGACGAUGUUGUUAGUGUUGAGGCUGGGGAAGGUAGCGAAGAAAUUAUAUAUAUUGAUAACAAGGAGGAUAUUCUUUGCAUGGACCUGAAGGGAACAAGUCCCCAUGAGACAAGGAAAUUUGAGUUUUCAAGCUUGGAUAUGGCUUAUGAGUUCUAUAAUUGGUAUGCUAGAAUGAAUGGGUUUGCGGUCCGCAAGAGCAAGAUGAUUAAAAGCAAUAAAGGGGAAAUAUUACAGCAAACCUUUGUCUGCCACAGACAAGGGUUUAGGGAGGAUAGAGGUUUAACAAUAGAAAACCGUAAGCGUGAGUGUAAACCCAAGACUCGGUGUGGAUGUGAAGCAAAAUUUCGGGUGCAUAUAGAUAUGUUCUCACAACGUUGGUUGAUAACUGUUUUUACUGAUCAACACAACCAUGAGCUUUUAGAUGAAGAGUACCAUGGAAUGCUUGCUGCACAUCGAAAAAUGAAAGAGUCGGAUAUAAUGCAGAUGAACGACAUGUUGAAGGUUGGGAUAGGGCCGUCUCAAUUCUAUAGUUCUUUGGCAAACCAAUCAGGAGGGUAUGAAAAGAUAGGGUUUCGAAAGAAGGAUAUAUAUAAUCAAAUAGGAAAGCAACGUCUUUUGAAACGGUGUGAUGGUAAAAAUGCUUUACAAUAUCUUCAUGGGCUGGCAUCAAAUGACUCGUUGAUGUUUUAUCGCCACACCGUUGACGGAGAAGGUAGGCUUGAACACCUGUUUUGGUGCGACGGUAUUAGCCAAAUGGAUUAUGGUGCUUAUGGUGAUGUGUUGGCAUUUGAUGCAACAUAUGGAACGAACAAACGUCAUGUUAAGUAAAAUUGUAAUGAUAGAGUCAACGUUGCAUAAGCCAACAAAAAUCGGCGGACUCAACUUGAGUCAAGGAUCUCCCCCAACAUCAAAAAGAAGCAAAAAUGUGGUUUCUGAACAAAAGUUUGUUGCUAAGUCUCCAUUUAGCCGUUCCAAAUCUUUGUCAGAACACAAUGUCGACAAUGUUAUCCUUUUACCGGACGAUGAUGAAAUAGACAAGAAAGAAUCAAAAACUACUUCUAACAUUCAGUCCACCUACUUGAAGGGAAGCACAAGCAAGUUUGUUGAGACCAACUUUGUUACGACAUCAAAAAUGAAACUCCAACCUGUGGAAGAACAUGUUUCAUGUUAUGUUUUUCAUUCCAAGAAUGA
Molecule: messenger RNA, 1774 nt
Organism: Medicago truncatula (barrel medic)
Lineage: Eukaryota; Viridiplantae; Streptophyta; Magnoliopsida; Fabales; Fabaceae
Product: protein FAR1-RELATED SEQUENCE 5
Exons: 4
Coding region: 470-1411 (313 amino acids)
Source: RefSeq, a predicted model, not a curated record